Molecule: messenger RNA, 1278 nt
Organism: Canariomyces notabilis
Lineage: Eukaryota; Fungi; Ascomycota; Sordariomycetes; Sordariales; Chaetomiaceae
Exons: 2
Coding region: 1-1278 (425 amino acids)
Molecular function (GO): hydrolase activity, acting on carbon-nitrogen (but not peptide) bonds
Source: RefSeq, a predicted model, not a curated record
AUGCCUACCUUCACUGCUCUCACUAUCUACUUUCUCUACCUCUUGUCCUGGCUCGUAUCUGCCGGUCACUGUUGCAGCUUCCACAAUGACCGUGGCCAUGCGAAUAUCGACCACCAAUCCAUCACCAGGGCAAACACGGCCGCACGAUCCGCUGGAACCCGCUGCUCGACUGCUCGAACCGGUCGUAGAUUCGCGCUGAAGAACGUCCGUAUCUUUGACGGAACUUCACUCCAUCCCCAUAACAGCACGGUGAUCGUGGACGCAGCAGCAGCCACCUCUCCCAACACCAUCACCACCUACGACGGACAGGGGAUGACUCUCCUCCCAGGCCUGAUCGACUCGCACGCCCACCUGCUGAGCACAAUCCACCUCGCCGAACUGACGCGCUUCGGCGUCACAACAGCGGUCAACGCCUUCUGCCCAGACCCGGCGCUGUGCGCCUCGCUGCGCAACCACACGGGGCUGACCGCCGUCGUGACAGCAUCUUUCAUGGCAACAUCCCCCAAUAGUACGCACGCAAAGCUCGUCGGGCCAGAGAACGCCGGCUUGCUGAUCCGCGACAUCAGCCAGGCGGCGGCGUUCGUCCGCAGCCAGGUCGCGCAGCCUUGGAGGGCCGACUUCAUCAAGGUUAUUGGCAGCGCGCCCGGGCCCGGGUUGACGCAAGCUGCGCAGGCGGCGCUGGUAAAAGCGGCGCACGCGGCCGGCCGCCGUGUCGUACUGCACGCGGCGUACGCUGAGGGGUUGGCGGCGGGCGUCGAGCAGAUCCACCACGCCCCGCUGGACGUGCCGGCUAAUGACCGGCUGGUGGACAUGUUCAGAGGCAAACGGAAGAAAACUGGAAGGGCGGUAGCCGUGUGUCCCACGCUGACUAUGAUGCGCGCAACCGUACUAGAGAUGCAGCGAGGUAGAACGAUGAGUAACUCUUCCUUGUCGUUUGCAGCGGCCAAUGAGACGGUCGCCCGGCUUCACGCGGCCGGUGUGUCCAUCCUCGCGGGCACGGAUGCCAAUCUCCAGCCGGCCGUGCCGGCGCGGGUGCCGUUCGGCAGCAGUAUACACGACGAGCUCGAACAUCUGGUGGCGGCCGGCCUGUCGCCGGUCGAGGCGCUCAACGCGGCAACAGUGGUUCCUGCUAGGUCCUUUGGCCUGCACGAUCGAGGUGUCAUUCGAGAGGGGAUGCUGGCAGACUUGGUGCUUGUCGACGGGGAUCCGACUGUUAACAUCACCGCGUCGCGGAACAUUGUCAGGGUCUGGGUGCGCGGAGUGGAAUGGAAGAGCUGA